GCUGGGGGGGGGAGCGCGAACGUUGAAGAGAUUCCACCUCCUCUCCCUACCCCUCAUUCUUCUCUUAGGUUUAUUAUUCAAAUGAGAAAGCCUGGCUUCGAAUUUGGGUUGUUUACAUUUCUCCUUAAUUGCAGAGGUCGAGUCGUUUUAUGUGACUUUUAACGCGUGAGGAGGCAGCGAAUACGCUCUGGACAUGCUCACAGACACUCUUGUCUUUAUUAUUUAGCACAUUUUACGGUUUGGAUUUGACGUUGGAAACCGGUGGUGCGUCUUAUUUCAAAUUAUGAUAGAAAUCCUACCCAGAAUGGGGUGUUCUUUGUGAGUUACAAGGAAGUGGAAACAGAAAAGCCAGUAGCCUCAAUCUGUUUUGGUACCUAAAAUCGGAGUGAUUAGGCCUUAGGUAUAUUUCAUACGCACGUAAUCUGCUUUCACCUGAGAAAAUACUGUCCCGUUUACUGUAUUUUGAAAGGGGACUUCGGCAUCCUGAAGGAAGGGAGUUCCUCAGGCUUGGUGUUUGAGGAAAUGGAUUCUAAUCCUCAAACAUUUACAUUGAAGCACACCUAUCAGUCAUAAAAAUGGCACAAUAUCUUUCUUUGUGAUAUCCUUGCUGAAGUAGACUAACGCGUUUCUCGGAAAACAGCUUCAGGAUUUGCUUGGCCCAUUAAAACAGCCUGAAAGAAAAUGGGGAAGGGCUACAAAGUGGUAGUUUGCGGAAUGGCUUCAGUGGGGAAGACAGCCAUUUUGGAACAGGUCCUCUAUGGUAAUCAUAGGGUUGGUGCAGAAUGCUUUGCAACCAUAGAAGACGUGUAUGUGGCUUUAGUUGAGACAGAUCGAGGAGUAAAGGAACAGUUGCGUCUUUAUGACACCAAAGGGAUGCAAGGGAAAGAGGAAUUCCCCAAGCACUACUUCUCCAUUGCAGAUGGUUUUGUUCUGGUAUAUGCUGUGAACAGCCUGGAAUCCUUUGAGAUAGCUGACUCGCUCAAGAAGGAGAUUGACAAAUUUAGAGACAAAAAAGAGGGAUCCAUUGUUGUUUUAGGCAAUAAAACUGAUCUUCUGGAAGAGAGACAAGUGGAGACCGAAGCAGCACAGCAGUGGGCCAGAACUGAGAAAGUCAAACUGUGGGAAGUGAUGGCAACUGAUGGGAAGACACUGGUAGAGCCUUUAACAGUAUUAGCAAGCAAACUCUCUCAGUCUCAGAACAAAUCAGCAUUUCCUUUGCCUGGACGGAAGAUGAAAGGGAAUAAUGAUGACAGCUAAAACUGUUCUGCAAGGGUUGCUUCUUCCUGCUGGGUCACGUGUUGCCCUUUUCUGGUUCCUUUGUCACCCCAUGAAACAUUAAUAGGGUCAAAUGUCAGAGUGGGUAAAAAAUCCUUAUGCCCCCAUCUUCUGCUUUGUAUCCCUAACAGAAAUUCCUUUUGGUUUCUAAAGCAGUUGAAAAGCCAGAGAGAACAGUGUGAGGAUGGGCUUUGAAUGUUUUGGCAUAAAAGCAUUAAAAUGGUCACUGUG
Molecule: messenger RNA, 1506 nt
Organism: Pogona vitticeps (central bearded dragon)
Lineage: Eukaryota; Metazoa; Chordata; Lepidosauria; Squamata; Agamidae
Gene: NKIRAS1
Product: NFKB inhibitor interacting Ras like 1
Biological process (GO): negative regulation of canonical NF-kappaB signal transduction; Ral protein signal transduction
Molecular function (GO): GTP binding; GTPase activity; GTPase activating protein binding
Source: RefSeq, a predicted model, not a curated record